GGGACAUAGACGAUCUUUGCUCUACAGUAAUAUCUGGACCCUGUCAGUGCUGCUGUCCACAGACCUGUCUGUCUGCCUCCGUCUGUAUCAGCUGCUGGACACAAGCGACCAUGGCACCUGGGAAGAAGAACAGGGUGUUUGUCAUCGGUGUGGGCAUGACAAAGUUCGACAAGCCUGGAGUCCGAGACAACUAUGAUUACCCUGAUAUGACCAAGGAAGCAGGUCAGAAUGCUCUAGCAGAUGCAGGAAUCCCGUAUUCUGCCAUUGAACAAGCAUGUGUAGGAUAUGUGUAUGGGGACUCCACAUGUGGGCAGAGGGCCAUUUACCACAGCCUGGGCCUGACCGGGAUCCCCAUCAUCAACGUCAACAACAACUGCUCCACAGGCUCCACAGCUCUCUUCAUGGCUCGGCAGUUGGUUCUGGGAGGUCUUGCUGACUGUGUGCUUGCCCUCGGGUUUGAGAAGAUGGAGAGGGGCUCUUUGUCCUCAAAGUAUAUGGACAGGACCAAUCCCAUGGACAAGCACAUGGAGGUGAUGAUCAACCGCUACGGCAUGGUGGCAGCUCCAGCAGCACCACAGAUGUUCGGGAACGCUGGCAGAGAGCACAUGGAGAAAUAUGGUACAAAACCGGAACACUUUGCCAAAAUUGCCUGGAAAAACCACAAGCAUUCCACCAACAACCCGUAUUCCCAGUUCCAGGAUGAGUACAGUUUGGAGCAGGUGAUUAACUCCAGGAAGGUGUUUGACUUCCUUACUCUACUGCAGUGUUGCCCUACGUCAGAUGGUGCUGGAGCAGCUGUUUUGGCCAGCGAGGCCUUCGUCAGGGAACACCAUCUGGAGAACCAGGCAGUGGAGAUUGUGGCCCAAGAGAUGGUGACAGACCUCUCCUCCACGUUUGAAGAAAACAGCUGCAUUAAGAUGGUGGGAUAUGACAUGUCUCAGACGGCUGCCAAAAAGUGUUAUGAAGCUGCAGGUCUGAAGCCAAGUGACGUUGAUGUGGUCGAGCUGCACGACUGCUUCUCAGCCAAUGAGCUCAUCACUUAUGAGGCUCUGGGGCUGUGUCCAGAGGGUAAAGCAGGAGAGCUGAUUGACAGAGGGGACAACACGUAUGGAGGCAAAUUUGUGAUCAAUCCCAGCGGUGGUCUUAUCUCCAAAGGACAUCCUCUGGGUGCCACAGGUCUGGCCCAGUGUGCAGAGCUGUGCUGGCAGCUCCGAGGGCAGGCUGGCAGGAGGCAGGUCCCAGGGGCAAAAGUGGCCUUGCAACACAACAUUGGCUUAGGAGGAGCUGUGGUUGUCGCUCUCUACAGGAUGGGAUUCCUUCAGGAGGCCAGUUCCCACGUAGCUGCAGUUCCCACCAGCUCAGGCAGUGGUCUGGAGGGGUUUAAAGCUUACCCUGUCUUCAAAGAGAUCGAAAACCGUCUUCAUGAGGAUGGAGAGCAGCUUGUCAAGAAGAUUGGUGGAGUGUUUGCUUUUAAAGUGAAGGAUGGACCAGGCGGGAAAGAGGCGACUUGGGUCGUGGAUGUGAAAAAUGACAAAGGUUCUGUCACCAGUGACCCAGGUAAAAAGGCAGACUGCACCUUAUCCAUGAGUGACGAGGAUCUUCUGGAUCUGAUGACAGGAAAGUUGAACGCACAAAUGGCGUUCUUCAAAGGGAAACUGAAGAUCUCUGGGAACAUGGGCCUGGCUAUGAAGCUGCAGAACCUCCAGGUCACACCAGGCAAGGCCAAGCUGUGAGCGAGCUUUGUUUCCUCUGAUCAGCACUUCAAGGACAAAUUAGUUGGAAAAUUUUAUCCCUCCUAUUGAAUUUUGUUAAUCAACAAGUUCCUCCAAUACUUUGAUAGUGUAUUUGAUCUUGAGAUACAGUCCAUAAAGUUUCACUUACAGCUGCUACUUUAAUAUCAGAACACACUGUGUAGUACUUACAGAAUUAUUAAUAUCCAUAUUGCUGGAUCUUAUACACCCAUUAUGUUUAAGUCUGAUUUAAAUUCUGAAACAUCCAGUGAGUCUUUAGGAGCUGCUUCAUGUCAAAGAUAUGUGGCACUCCUCAGAGUUUGAUUAAUCCUGUAGUCAAAACACUCAAUGUGCCUCUAAUUCCCAUCUGUCUGAAUGAAUCUUGUGGUUUAAAGCCAUUUAUGGCCUCAACCGUUUUGAUAGAUCAUUUUGUAUAGAAUAUAUAUCUGUGUAAGGGCAAUUAUCUGAUUUUUAAAAAAUAAAUAAUUUACUGACAAUAACAACUUCUGAUUUUUUUCCCCCUUAAAGGUAGUCCUGGUCCAUAAUUAUAUCUAAUUCUUUAUACCUCAUCAUAUUGUGAAACAACAUUUUGCAUUCACAUGAGAACUACUCUAACAAAUAGUAUUUUAUUUUAGUACAAUACUAGGAAAAUAUUUGAGUCAAUAAUUUGCAGUUUUACUUUCUACUUACAAUGUCAUUAUAUUUUUGUAGAUAUAAUAAAUCUACGUGUUUGGGGAAACUAGCCUAAUAUAAAUAGAAGUUGUUUCUUUGUGCCCCUUUUUAAAUUCAGACGUGAAUAGAAUCUCUUGCAUUGACCAGAUGCAGCUCCCUGGUGUAACAAUGCACCAACAAAAUGUUACAGCUAGUUCAGUCAGCAAACUCAUGUGGAAUAGACAAAUAUUAUGUGCAUGUAGAAUGUGUACAGUAUUGAUGUUUGGGGUCCAAGGUCUGACCUUCGCACUCCCCGAACACCAGGCUCAACACAGCAGAGAGUAUGAAGUGGCGAUAAUAAUCUUGAAAACCUACAGGUGGAUGCUGAGGGGGAGGUGAAACUUUUGAAAUGCUCUCUUACAAUUUCUGAAAAAAGAUAAUAUGAAUGGCUCAUAAAUGGCUACAUAGCUGAGGGAACCCACAGGAAGAUCCUCAAUAUAUUGGCUCUCAUGGUUAUAUACAGAAGAAUACAGAAACUAGGAAGAUACUGAGUGAAGGAAAAACCAUUUCUUGCUCAAAUCCCAUACACAAAUCAGUUUUAAAAGAAAGCAUCAGUGCUGUUUGAAAGUGGUAUUGUGUUUCUCGUCCAUGUCCCCAUACUCUGUCAUUUCUCCACUAGUUUUCACUGGUCGGACAAACAAAGGGAUUUCGGCUGGUUUUUUUUCAGCCUCUGUGCCCUACUUCCCUCUUUCUCCAUUUUCCCUCCAUUUGUCUAUUUAUUUUUGUGUUGAUCCAGACUACUCCCUGUUGGCUCCCCUCCCCCUCCCACCCCCAUUCACCGCCCCCCUCCGCCUACUGUGCACCUUCUGCCAGAUCCAGCCUGCGUUCCUAAUUGCUGCUAUCCGGCCAACUCCCUUUAGCCCACCCACCAUCCUGUCCGUUUGCCAGGUGGCCGGCUGGCCAAAUGGUGAUACUCAGAUGCUGCCCAAUCUGCAUGGCUGGCCCGUCUCACUGACCAUUAGCACUGGGCUAAUGGGUCUUUAGGAGAUAUACUGUAACCAGCGCAGGGCAAAGGGGUGGGUGAAGCGGAGUGGUGUUAACUGAAGAUUUUAAGGCUUGGUUCGCCUCAAGUCAACUUAAGAAGCUCAGCCUGUGCUCGAAUAAAUAACCUCGGCUCAGAGCUUUCCUAGAAGGUAAAAGAAAAAGUAUAAAUUGGAUAUGUUGUAUUUAAAUGAGACGCCAAACGACGGCUGGUCUUUGACAUUUGUUCAGUGGAUUGAACUGGUGUGGAGUGGCAUCUUUUUUAAGUAUAAGUGAGCAUGCAGCAGACUGAAAUUUACACAGUGGAACAAACAUAACCUGUUCUGUCCUUUGACAUUGGGACAGAGACAUCUACAGUAAUAGCGUACAAUUAUACAUAACAAUAGAGGAGGUCAUUUUAAAGUAUUCCUUCAGUCUUUAGAGGUUACUACAUCCCUGACAAAAGUUGUAGUUUUCCCAAACCAUUUUAUCUUCUUUAACGCUACUAAUUCCAGUAGCCUUCUUUGAGGCAUCUUUGAAAUGAGGAAACAAAGAAAAUCUUUUUUUCUUUUUUUUUUACUUCAGUGGUAAUUCUUAAAAGGGUUUUAAUGCACUAAAGAUGGCAGCUUUUAAACACCAAAACACAGAAGAUGUCCAUCAUGUUUUCUUUGUGGCCACAACUUUCAAUUACAGGAUAAUAGCAAUUUUUUUUAUUUUUUUUGUUAUAUUGCUGCUGCUAUGUAUCCCUCUCUACCUAAACCUCCCGGAAACUAAGAAAGAAAUCAUUGUCUUUGUGAAGGUUAGGAGCUUAGCAGGAUCUACAGUUGUUAUUCAGCUUUUUAUAAACAGGAGUGAUAGAAAGAGAGCCAUUGUGUAACCAUAGCAACCUUACUAAUGCUUUAUGCCAUGUUAAUGUUUGGUUAAGGAUUUUUAAAAAUGAUUUUCGGUCUAUAUGUUAUUGUUUCAUGUAAUUAUGGACAUAAUGUAAAUUAACACGCAUUCCCACUCCUUUACCACAUACAUUAUUGUUUUUACAUUUUGUAGUACAUGACGACUUACAGCUAUUUCUGAGAAAUGCUCGGCAUGAUGUAUGUGCCUCUGACGUGUGCAGUUACCUGGUAUAAUACCGGUAAAAGGUUCUUUAAUAAAGUUCUACUCUCUG
Molecule: messenger RNA, 4563 nt
Organism: Dicentrarchus labrax (European seabass)
Lineage: Eukaryota; Metazoa; Chordata; Actinopteri; Moronidae
Gene: scp2a
Product: sterol carrier protein 2a
Molecular function (GO): acyltransferase activity, transferring groups other than amino-acyl groups
Source: RefSeq, a predicted model, not a curated record